Molecule: messenger RNA, 1907 nt
Organism: Monascus purpureus
Lineage: Eukaryota; Fungi; Ascomycota; Eurotiomycetes; Eurotiales; Aspergillaceae
Source: the annotation of a GenBank genome assembly
CGAUGGUAUCCACGACAUCUGUCGAUGUCGACUCUUGCCAAUGCUGCUGACCCGCCUUAGAGGGACCCCUCAAUCGGGUCUUGGGGCAUUUCGAACCAGUAUAGGCUGUACGACCUGUCAUGAUACUGCACGUUAUUCUCUGCUGCAAUUGAGAUAUUCUCGGGUUGCGAACUGCCCUGGGUGUCUUUCCAUAAGCAAGAGAAACGGCAGCACAGAGGCGUCACCCGAAAAUGCCUUCAAGGAGCGGGUGCAGAAAAUUAAAGAAGCUCAUCCUGAGCCCUAUCCUCGUCUUAGAACAGAUAAUCGCAGGAUAAGCUGCAAGGAGUUUCUUUCUCGGUACAAUCACCUGGCUAAUAAUGAGACAGUAGAUGGCAUUGUCGUUCUCUAUGGUAGGAUACGUUCCUCUAGACAGAGCGGGAGCAAGUUACGAUUCUUCGACCUCUUUCAAGAUGGCCAUAAGGUACAGAUUCUGUGCAACCAGCACCGAAUUGCUGGAGUUACUCCAGCUGAAUUCAAGGAAUCUCAACGUAUUUUCCGGCGAGGAGACGCUUUCUCCGUAGCAGGUAAACCCCAUCGGACGCAGCGAGGAGAGCUUAGUCUUGAAGCGACGGAAUUGCCUCAACUGCUGUCUCCCUGUUUACACGAUAUCCCUCUCGAUCGAGAGGAUCCUGAAACCUCUCCUCACUCCCGGGUUGUUCAAUUUCUUAACCAGAACAAACUCUUCCAUGUCACCAGAGCUCGGUCGGCUAUCAUCCAAUACAUCCGCCAAUUUCUCCUUAACCGAUCCUUCAUGGAAGUUAGUACGCCUGUUCUCGCCUCGACUGCCGGCGGAGCUAUUGCCCGUCCUUUCUAUACUUCUGCAACCGAGUUUCCUGAGCGUCAGUUGUCGUUGAGGAUUGCCCCAGAGCUCUGGCUCAAGCGGUUCGUCGUGGGUGGCUUUGAUAAAGUGUUUGAGAUAGGACCGUCUUUUCGGAACGAAGGACUUGAUAGAACGCAUAAUCCCGAAUUUACAACUUGCGAAUUCUACCACGCUUAUGCCAACCUGGAAGACCUCAUGUCCAUGACUGAAAGCUUGUUUACCGGCAUUGCAGAGCAUAUUAGUCAACUAAACGAGGCAGGGGUCCUAGAGCCCACGACAGUUAACUUCACUGCUCCUUUCCGCCGAAUCGACUUCACAACGGGCAUUGAGGAAAAGAUAGGGCGCAGGCUUCCAGAUCUCACAUCCGCAGAUGCUCAAGUUCAGGUGCAGCAAAUCUUCAAUGACCUUUCCCUCCCUCUCCCCGAUAACCCGACUCUCGCACGUCUCAUGGACGAACUGUGCUCCGUCUAUCUCGAACCGCAAUGCGUAGACCCAACAUUCAUCAUCAACCCGCCCGAGUGUCUCUCACCUCUCUCGAAGACAUUCAUCCAUCCCACAAACAAGCAACGUGUCGCUGCGCGCGGCGAACUAUUCAUCGAAGGCCACGAAAUGGUAAACACAUACGAGGAGGAAAACUCCCCAUUCGAACAAAGACGCAAGUUUGAGGAACAAGCGCGAGAGAACCGUUCAGAAAAUGAGAAUGAAAAUGAAUCUGGUGAGGUUGAUGAGAGCUAUCUCAGUGCCCUGGAAUGGGGCCUGCCACCGACCGGGGGCUGGGGUUGCGGGAUUGAUCGUCUUUGCAUGCUUUUCACGGGCAUGAAGAGGAUUAAUGAUGUCUUGCCGUUUGGAAAUCUUCGGGCUGUGACUCCAGGACUUCAUGAGGUGGCUCUUAGCAAGAAGUAUGAUAUGGAUGGGGAUGGUUCUUCCAAAUAGUGUGAAACACAUGUACAGUUUCUUUUCCUUUUGGCGUAACUACACGUCAUUCAAGCAGUUGUAACAAUAUAUUCGGAUAUCCAUGAUUUUCAUAGCAUCAUACUAUAUCAGCUUG